GAAGGCCGUACUUCCAGCGUCGGGCGGCAUUCAUCGGCGAGAUUGGGCUUCGGCACUCAAUCUGCCCGAUGCGCGGCCGUAGGGCGCCAGACCUGGCAGCGGGGCGACGCAAUGCUUACCUUUCGGACCUGGCCACCCAGUGCUUGGGGCUGUUAUUGGUGCGGUGUGAGACGUUGAGCCAGGAAGACCGUGACUUUGUCGUUAGAGACUGGGAAUCUGCACGGACCGCCAUCACAGAGGUUAUUGAGAUCAAAUGCGCACAUUGGCAGUUAUUGCCGUACAGAUUCUGCAUCCUUGGCAGCAUAGAGAGGCUCGGGACAUCCGAAGAGACGGCGCGUUCAGGUGUGCGGUCGUGCUUGCGGGACUACAGCAGCUCGGCAGAAUGCGAUCGCAGCAAGCUGUGGCCGUUGGCCGCGCACGUCCUGGACCCGUCUUCGCCACUACGCCACGAAGUUGAUGCGUUCACAGAGCGAGGGGCGUCUCUCGCGACUCUGCCAGGCUUGCGGCAGAUCGCGGGCAUGGUGCUCGGGAUCCCAGUCGCAGAGAGGAGUGUUGAAGCGAAACAUUGUUUGAACAAGCUGGCAACAGUGAGAGCGCCCAAUGCGGGCGGGGCGUUUGUCAACGUACAUCUCAAACUUCCAGACAUCAAGCGGCGGGUGCAAGCUGACCCUUCGCUCUUGGAACGAAUGGCCAACGACCUUGACAGCAUCAGGACAUCCUCGGAGAAAUUGCUUCGCUCGUUUGGCCUGGUGGCCCACCCGACUGCAUUUGCCGAGUUCGGGGCGACUGGCCGCGUCAAGUCUUCCGCAGCAACAUCAGUAUUGUACCGCUUGGACCCGCAGACUCAACAGAAGCACCACGAGACUUUGAAGAAGGCCUUCCCCAAACCACCCAUAGAUGCUGCAGGGCCACCGCCUGCUCUGUCUACACACAAGGGGCUUAGGUUGAUAUCGAACUACGCGCUUCAGCACUUCAGAAAAACACUUCGGCGUGAUGUGUUCUACUCGAUUGCCACUCCGAGCGCUGCAAUCCCUCGCGUGAAAUCGGCGUUGAAAGGAACCAGGACGUGGGGCGCAACCUUGCUACUGCCGAUCUCGGAUGCCGAUUUCAAACCGCCUCUGAUGCUUCCCAGCGCUGCAGAUCUCACUGCACGUGACGAUGGUCUCUCUGAUGCAGCCAAGGAGGCGCUGUCCCGAGCAAACAUGGAGCCGCAGGCGCACACCGUGUUCAAGGUCGUGCACAAGGCGCCGAACCGACGCCACAUUAUCAAGCCGCCUGGAUGCAACUUGACAGGGGAGGAUGUUGCCAUCUCGGUCCACGACGUAUUCGGUUACCAGCGGGUGGAUGAUGGGUCAAUUGAGAUGCUCGUGGCUCUGUCUGGCGCGCGCGUCGAGGACGCGGAACGAGAGCAGCAGGAGGACCCAGAGGACGCGGCCGCCGACGGGGGCCCUGCCUCCACGCGGCUCUUGCACAGGUGCCACCUCGAGGCGCUCCCGCGUCUCGACGAGAACUUCCUCCAGUGGGAGCCAGAGGGAGGAGUGUUUUACAUGCCGAAGCGCUGGCCCGCUGACUUCCCGCAAGAUAUGCGCGGGCUGGCGGCCGAGGCAUUCGCAGACCUUGUGGUCGCAGGGGCGUUUCCUGGAUCUGGCCAGGGCCUCGUCUUGAACCCGCCAGCAGAAGACGAUCCACCAGAGGCGCGCGUCUACGAGGUCUUGGAACGGCAUGGCCUGGUCACGCAGUCCGAUCAGGAAGACCCGCUGGGCAGGAAGUUCGCGUGUUGGAAUAUAAGUGCAUUGGGAUUGCAGGACGUAGCCGCCUUCGAAAAACUUCGCAGACCGUCGCCUGCGCUCAAGCGCAGGGAAGGCAUCCGCGACAAGGACUGCACUGUGUUCGAGCUUCUUUUGGAUGCCAGCACCGCUGGGUGGACGGCCCAGGCGCUGCCCGCCAUCAAACGGGGCGCACAUGCUGAGGUUGUGCCAUGCGAUCCUGGGGAUGCCGAUGCCAAGAAGAUCUGGUAUUACAGAACCACCAGGCAGACCAUCUCAGCUGAGUAUUUACGGCUCCUCCUUUCUGGCAGGGAUGUGGUGCAGCAUUGUCUCCCCGACAAGGACUACAGAGUUCUCGCAGGGAGCGCUGUUCGGAGUCGCCUCGCAAUCCAGGACGACGCAGGAGGCCUGUUGAGGCCAGCGAAGCGGGCUCGCACCGACAGGUUGGCGCCCGCGGCGCUGGCCCUCGAGGACGCGGCGACCGAUCCACCGCUGCUGCCCCUGGAGGACCAAGGGCGUUGCUAA
Prorocentrum cordatum is the source of this 2291-nucleotide messenger RNA. The record is from the annotation of a GenBank genome assembly. Lineage: Eukaryota; Dinophyceae; Prorocentrales; Prorocentraceae.